CGCGUACGUGGAGGAGGAUAAAGCUUAACCAGAAAAUUAAAUCGCCGUAGUCCAAAUAUUAAAUCGCCGUAGUCCAAAUAAUUGAGCGGCCUCAAAUUGCUCACCUCUCUCUCUCUCUCUCUCUCUCUUUUCAGUUUGAUUUUCUUUCUUCUGUGUGUUUAAGCUCAGUGAUCUUCGUCUAUGGUGGUUGGUCUCCGUUAAAGUAAAGAUGAACUCUAACCCUUCCAAUAAUCCACAAUCAACGACGCCCGCCGAUGCCUCAGCCAAGAAGAUCAGAAAGCCCUAUACCAUAACCAAGUCCAGAGAAAGCUGGGCCGAGGAAGAACACGACAAGUUCCUCGAAGCUCUUCAACUGUUUGAUCGUGACUGGAAAAAGAUCGAAGAUUUUGUGGGUUCCAAGACAGUCAUUCAGAUUAGAAGUCAUGCCCAGAAAUAUUUUCAGAAAGUGCAGAAGAACGGGACUCUUGCUCAUGUUCCUCCACCACGCCCCAAGCGCAAAGCUGCACACCCUUACCCUCAAAAGGCAUCCAAAAAUGUUUUGGUUCCCCUUCAAGCUUCCUUAGUUUAUCCUUCUUCAAUGAAUGCUUUGGUGCCUGCGUAUUCAACAUGGGAUGAAGCUUCUUUGUUGAUAAGUCCCACUUCAAGUAAAAUAACAUCCCAGGAAGAAUUUGCUGAUAUUGCAUCAAAGGGGGCUACAAGGAAUAGUAACAACAGUAUUUGUGGCAUUGAAAGCUCAUGUAGAUCAAUACCAGGUUCUGAGAUACCAAAGCAUGGGAAACAAGGUUCUGUGCUCCACGGACCAGAUUUUGCUGAAGUUUAUAGCUUUAUCGGGAGUGUCUUUGAUCCGGACACUAAUGACCAUGUACAGAAACUCAAGGAGAUGGAUCCCAUUAAUUUUGAGACCGUUUUAAUGUUAAUGAGAAACCUCACCUUCAACUUGUGUAACCCAGAUUUUGAGCCUAUUGUUCUGUCAUCUUAUGGCAUCAACGCAAAAUCGAUGGGAAUUGCUAAGCAGAACUGUGAUCUGCCAGUUUGAACUACCUAGGGUGUUUACAACUUGCUGACUACUUGUUUUGUUAUGAUAGGUAGGAUCAUGGCUCUAAAAUGUAAAUGGUGCUAGCACAGCAAGCCACAUAUGAAACCUUUAGUUUAGAGAUGAAUGCAACCACAACCUUUAGUUUUGUAAUCAUCUUUAUUCUAUAGUGUUUGGUGGCCAAAACAGAAAGGGAUAAUGGAGUCUUAAGGUUAUUCUGUUUAUUAGGCAUUCUUUAACCAGAGAAGUGUGUAUAUUGUGUAAUAUUCAUUUUGCCUUGAAAAAUGUAAAAAAGCCCUUAUUUUUAUCAAUUUUGCAGGGCUUGUACCCCUAAAGCCAUGUAUUACAAGCAUUUAAAUGAUAAUACACUAUUUGCAAAGUAAA
Cannabis sativa is the source of this 1417-nucleotide messenger RNA. RefSeq names its product protein REVEILLE 8. The coding region runs from base 209 to 1036 and encodes 275 amino acids. The record is from RefSeq and is a predicted model, not a curated record. NCBI's taxonomy places the organism in Eukaryota, Viridiplantae, Streptophyta, Magnoliopsida, Rosales, Cannabaceae. Gene Ontology annotation, molecular function: DNA binding. The transcript has 9 exons.